AGAGAGAAUUAGGAAGGAAAGCCAGAAGAAAAAUGGGCAGCACAAUGAGUUUUGUUUGGUGUAUGAUUGCUUUAGCAUUGGCUGUCAUGGCUACAACUGCAACUGCUUCAACCAUCCAUAAGGUGGGAGAUGAUCAAGGCUGGAGAUUUCCGAAGGACGACCCAUCGUUUUACACCAGGUGGGCUGCCAAUAAGACCUUCAUUGUUGGUGACAAACUUGAAUUCAUAUGGACUGGCACGCAUAAUGUGGUCGAGGUAAGAAAGGAUGAGUAUGGAAACUGUACCGAGGGAGAAACACCACUUCAUGAAUUGAGCCCUGUGACAAUCUCUCUUGGUACUGCUGGCUCCAAAUACUUUAUCUGUGCUGUCGUACCCCACUGCUCGUUCGGGCAGAAGUUGAGUGUGAUUGUCGAAUCUGAUAUAUCGACAAUGCCACCAGCAUCGGCACCAAGCUCUGCUCCCACGUCUCUCCUGGCAAAUGCUUUGUAUGCAGCUAUGCUCACCAUAACUAGCAUGUUCUUCACUUGUCUGUAAGUAGACUUCAAGAUCUCUUGGCUCAUCUUCCUUCUACAUCAGUUGUAAGUAGUGUACCUUGAUUGAGAAUAUUAAAUAUAUGCAUUUUAUGUGAUGAAACAAAUGUGUAUAAGAAGUGGGAUUCCUGGCUCGUAUUAUUUUCCAGCCUCUCUGAAUUCCGUUCAGUUUCAUUUACCAUCCUUGGCAUAAAAAAAUGAACUUUUGUUUGUAAAUAAAUUCACAGAAGAUUUCAUAUCAGCAAGUUCCCACACAUGACAUGUUUCUCUGUUCCACUAACCUCCAUAAUGUUUACAUCUUUCUUUGGCUCUGGGUUGGGGAAGCUAAAGAGAAUAAUUAAGGUAACAAUCAAUCAGUCAGUGGCAGGAAAGAUACAUUAACUUAAAAGGAAAUUAACAUAAGUUUAAAUCAGCAAGCUCCCAUAAACAAAAAGUUGCAAUUAUAUAUGCUUCCCCAUGUUUAUUUGUGUUGAGUUGAGGAGGGGGGGUAUCUUUAACCACAUAACUCUUAGAAGCAAAAAGUACCAAUUAUCUACCAUAACAUGUUUCCCUCUUCAAAUAACCUCCAUAACAUUUGUUUUAUUAUUUCCUUGAAGCUAUGACGCAAACUUUAUGCAGUUUUUUCCAUUUUACUAAACCUGUCAAGCAUCUAAUGCUUAAAGUUCUAUAAUAAAUUUUGCAUUGAAUCAAGUGAUUUGGGAGAUCAAGACUAACACAAACAUUUAUUUAACUAAAACUAAAUAAAAAGUUAAAUAUAUGCAGCAAUACUCUCAUGUUAACCUCGCCCUGAUAAAUUUACAUUACCCCACUUAGAACAAGGAUCGAGUCAUAUGCACUGAAAGAUUCAAUGAAAUCAAGGAUAAAGUAAUAGAGGAUUAAUACAUGCUAAAGAUUCUGAGAUAUGUUAUGCAAAUUCACAUCCAUUUCCCAUCAAAGGCAAUGUACAUUUAUAAGAAAAAUAACAUAUGGAUAAUCUUUGACAGACAUCUGUAAGAAAGACAACUUUCCCAGUUCACUGACCUUUCUUUCAGCCUUCUUUUUCUUCCUCCUUUUAAGCCCUUCGAAGGUUAGGUAAUUUUGUUUAGUUGAAUUUGAACCAAAAUAUGAGAAUUUACCUAAUGUAGACAUGUUCUACUUAAAUACAUACAAACAUACGUAUGUAUGUACACCACAUAUAUAUGUAAGUUUAUAUGCAUGUAUAUGUUUCUCAAUCACUUAUACCAAUACCAUUUCACUUAUGAUGCACUAUUUAAUACAAAAUCUCAUCAUUCAAAAGAUUUUUUUAUUUCUUUCUAUAAAAACUCAGGUAAAGUUCCAGCAGAAUCUCACCCCAUAAAAGAUGCAACUUCAACUCCAGAAUAAAGAGAAAUCAAUGACAAACAGUCGGCAGCUCAGAGUGAGAUAAGAGACAUCCUCAAUGAAAGAAAGCAAUUAUUUUUAUAUUCUCUUGUUAGGUACAACCCUAAUCCCAUGACACAAAUAGUUACUCAAAGUAUUUGAACUAUAUGAAGAAACCAAAUAUAAGUACAUGAAUCAUCAAAUUUCAGAAAAUGCAUCCCAGUUUGAAAGUUGUGAUAUUAACUCUCAACAUAAAUUACAAGUUAAGCAAUGUAACUGGGAAAAGAAUAAAUAUAGACCUAAGCAAGGCGAGCCUAAGCUCUCUGCUCACAAAUAUACACAUACAUGUACAUGUAUCAGUGUGUGUCUGUGUGUGAUAUAUUGAAAUCAGUAUUUAUAGGAUAAAUGGAAACUGCAAAAAACAAGGAGACAAAUAGUCUAACCUAAGAAAACAAAAAAUGAUAAGAUACAACAAGAUAUCUGGUUCUGAAGAAUUAAAAUCAAUGAUAUAUUUCCUUUACUUUUUUUUUUUUUUUUUUUCUGACAACUUGUGUGACUGAUAUGCUUUAUGCACACUGCAACUAAUUCCAUGAGAAUGCCACUAGACCUGUGACAUUUGGUAUCUAAGAUAUUUCAUAUCAUAGAUAAAUGGUACUAAAGUUUGAACCCGUAAUCACACGAAUAUCCAAAGUUAUCCAUAUUUUAAAUUUAUGCAUUUUACUAGACUGAUUUAUGAAUAACUAUAGAAAUUCCUAUUUUUCUUCAAAUGGAAGCAUAUGACAAUAGAAAAGCCAUUCAAGCGAUAACUUCCCUACCCUGCUUCCCAAGUUGCAAUGCAUGGAAAUGUCCAGUUUACUUGGGGAAGCUAAGUCAGAAUAUCACAAAAUACCAAAAAAAAAAGUUGAACACCAAAGAAUUCAAUUAAACUGGCAUAAUUA
Molecule: messenger RNA, 2805 nt
Organism: Benincasa hispida (wax gourd)
Lineage: Eukaryota; Viridiplantae; Streptophyta; Magnoliopsida; Cucurbitales; Cucurbitaceae
Source: RefSeq, a predicted model, not a curated record